Phacochoerus africanus (Common warthog) is the source of this 16429-nucleotide messenger RNA. It is a transcript of the gene PCLO, whose product is annotated as piccolo presynaptic cytomatrix protein. Gene Ontology annotation, biological process: presynaptic active zone assembly; protein localization to synapse; proteolysis. Gene Ontology annotation, molecular function: aspartic-type endopeptidase activity; metal ion binding; structural constituent of presynaptic active zone. The record is from RefSeq and is a predicted model, not a curated record. Gene Ontology annotation, cellular component: cytoskeleton of presynaptic active zone; glutamatergic synapse; axon. Lineage: Eukaryota; Metazoa; Chordata; Mammalia; Artiodactyla; Suidae.
UUCCUGGCGUGGUCCAACAUGGAGGAGGCAGUGGUUUCAGGCAUCACCUGCAAAAGGGACUAAUCCCCGCCUGGCGUUUUGGGCAGCUCUGCCGGGUCCCGAGCCCAGGGACUCCGCCGCCUGCACGCCCCGCGGCGGACCCCAGCUCCGGUAGCUCCUCGGGCCGCCGGCUUCCCGGCGGGGACGCAGUAGAAGGAGGGAGCGCGGCGGCCCCGAGUUUCCCUAAGCUAUGGGCAACGAGGCGAGCUUGGAAGGGGAAGGGCUACCGGAAGGGUUGGCGGCGGCGGCGGCGGCGGCCGCCGGAGGAGGGGCUGGCGGGGCGGGGAGCCCCUUGCAAACGGUGAUCCCGGUCGGCAUGGAGGCGGAUCUGAGCCAGCUGAGCGAAGAGGAGAGGAGACAGAUCGCCGCUGUCAUGUCAAGGGCGCAGGGGCUGCCCAAGGGAAGCGUUCCCCCUGCCGCUGCGGAGCCGCCUUCCAUGCACAGGAAACAAGAGUUGGAUAGUAGUCAUCCUCCAAAGCAACCAGGAAAACCACCAGACCCUGGGCGUCCAGUUCAGCCUGGUCUCAGUAAAAGCAGAACUACAGACACACUGAGGUCAGAGCAGAAAUUGCCCGGAAGGAGUCCUUCCACUAUUAGCUUGAAAGAAUCGAAGUCCAGAACUGAUUUUAAGGAAGAGCACAAGUCUAGUAUGAUGCCUGGCUUCCUCUCAGAGGUUAACCCUUUAAGUGCUGUCUCCUCUGUUGUAAAUAAAUUCAAUCCUUUUGAUUUGAUAUCAGACCCUGAUGCCUCCCAGGAAGAAGCUGCCAAGAAACAAAAAGUAGCUCAGAAGGAACCAGGAAAACCUGAAGGAAUCACAAAGCCUCCAUUACAACAACAGUCACCCAAGCCAGUUCCUAAGCAGCAAGGACCUGUGAGGGCCCCGCUUCAGCAGGAUGGUUCUCCCAAAUCUGUAGCUUCUCAGCAGCCAGAAAAAAUGAAAUCACAACCUCCAGAAGCAGGAAGGCCAACUCAGGGGCUUACCCAGCUUCCUCAGACAGACCAGGCAAAACUGCCACUUCAAAGAGAUGCAGCCAGGCCUCAGACUAAACAAACAGACACAGCAAGAGGAGAAUCAGUUAAACCCUCACUGCAAAGCCCAUCCAAGCCACCUAUUCAGCAAGUAAGUCCUGGAAAACCUCCAGCCCAGCAGCCUGGAUCUGAAAAACUUUCCACGCCACAGCCUGGGCCUGGAAAGCCCUCAGCUCAGCAGCCAGGGCCAGCAAAGACCCUAGCUCAACAGCCAGGGACAGCAAAGCCCCCAGCCCAGCCACCAGGGACAACGAAGCCUGCAGCUCAGCAGCCUGGGCCAAAGUCUCCAGCUCAGCCUCCUGGGCCUGCAAAGACUCCAGUUCAGCAGCCAGGGUUAGCAAAGCCCACUGCCCAACAGCCAGGGACGCUGAAAUCCCCAGCUCAUCAACCUGGACCACAGCCUCCAGCUCAGCCACCUGGGCCUGCAAAGACUCAACCUGGCCCAACAAAGCCUCCUCCUCAACAGCCACGCCCAGCAAAGCCCCCUCCUCAACAGCCUGGCUCUACAAAGCCACCUCCUCAACAGCCUGGCCCAGCAAAACCCCCUCCUCAGCAGCCUGGCCCAGCAAAGCCUGCUUCUCCACAGCCUGGCCCAGCAAAGCCCCCUCCUCAACAGCCUGGCUCUACAAAGCCUCCUCCUCAACAGCCUGGCCCAGAAAAACCCCCUUCUCAACAGCCUGGCUCAGCAAAACCCCCUUCUCAACAGCCUGGCCCAGCAAAACCCCCUUCUCAACAGCCUGGCACUGCAAAGCCCUCUGCUCAGCAACCUGAAAAACCAGUAAGCCAAACAGGAACUGGAAAACCUCUUCAGCCACCAACUUUUCCAUCUGUAGGGUGGACUCCAGUACAAGGCCUCCCUAAAACCAUCUGUCCUCUUUGCAAUACCACUGAACUUCUGUUGCAUGUUCCAGAAAAGGCCAAUUUUAACACAUGCACUGAGUGUCAAACCACUGUUUGUAGCCUCUGUGGUUUUAAUCCCAAUCCUCAUUUAACUGAGAUAAAAGAGUGGCUCUGUCUAAACUGUCAGAUGCAAAGAGCACUAGGAGGUGACCUGGCUCCAAUUCCGUCAUCACCCCAGCCGAAACCGAAGGCUUCCCCUGUUCUCACCUCAGCAAGAAGCAAACCGUCGUUACUGUCACAGCCAACUUCUCCAAAGAAGGAUACUACACCCAAACAGGAUGUCUCUAAGGCACCUGAGUCUAAAAAGCCCCCACCGCUAGUGAAACAAGCAACCCUUCACGGUCCCCUCCCAGUCACAGCCCAGCAGCCUCUUGCGGCAGAGUCCCAACCCAAGCCAGCAACCCCCAAAGAGCCUUCUGUCCCAUCUGAACCGGCCAAGGUCUCUGUGGCUGAUGAAAAACCAAAGCAGCCCAAAAUGGUAAAGCCAGCCCCAGAUGUUGUAUCUUUGUCGUCAGCAGCACCCAAACCUGAUAUUCCAAGCUCCCAAGUACCAUCACAGGAUCAAGGGAAAACAGCUCCUCCUCCAAAACCAGACUCUGCCAAACCCUCAAAAACUUUUCCACCAACAGGAGAAAAAGUCACCUCAUCAGAUGCUAAAGUCAUACCUCGACCUGCAUCAGAUUCGAAAAUUAUUGAACAUCCUGGGCCCAGUUCAGAGAGCAAAGGUCAAAAACAAGUUGAUCCAGUUCAAAAGAGAGAUGAACCCAAGAAAGCACAAACCAAAACGAGUCCUAAACCAGAUGCCAAGCUGAUGCCAAAAGGGUCACCGACACCUCAGGGUCCACGCCCUCCCACUGGCCAAACUGCCCCCCCAUCCCCACAGCCCCCAAAGCCUCAGGAGCAGUCGAGACGUUUUAGUCUGAGUCUGGGAAGUAUUACCGAUGCCCCUAAGUCACAGCCCACAACUCCUCAAGAAACUGUGACUGGGAAACUCUUUGGGUUUGGGGCAUCCAUCUUCAGCCAAGCAUCCAAUCUCAUCUCCACGGCCGGUCAGCCUGGAUCUCAUUCACAGGGUGGCCCGGCAGCCCCAACAAAACAAGCCCCUCCUUCACAGCCACCUACUUCGCAGGGGCCACCCAAGCCCACAGGUCCAGUACCACCAGCACCUGCAAAGGUGACAUCUGUGAAAAAGGAGACAAAAGCUGAAAAAUUAGAGCCCAAAGCUGAACAGGUUUCAAUAGUAAAAAGAACAGAAACAGAAAAGAAGCCUCUACCCACUAAAGAUAGCAAACCUUCAACAGCUGAGCCUCAAAAGGCUGUUCCCUCCCCAAAAAUGGAGGACACCCCCAUACCAGAAUCAGCCUGUCCUCUCUGCAAAACUAAACUCAACAUGGGUUCAAAGGAUCCUCCUAACUUCAGUACGUGCACUGAAUGCAAGAAACAAGUGUGUAACCUUUGUGGAUUUAACCCUACACCACACUUGACUGAGAUUCAAGAAUGGCUUUGUUUAAAUUGCCAAACCCAGAGAGCAAUAUCUGGACAGCUUGGAGAUAUGGGUAAAAUGCCACCUACACAGACAGGACCAAAAGCCUCUCCUAUGCCUGUCCCUUCAGAACAACCAUCUCAGACAACAGCAGUGCCUGCCCAAGUAAAAGUGAAAAAGAAAGAAGAAGAAAAACCUGAAGUUGAAAAAAUCAUUACAGAAAAAGUAAAAGAAACACCUUCAGUUGAAAAAAUUCCCCCUAAGGAAGUCAUGGAUCAAAUCCAAGGAGAGAGUAAACCAGAGAAAGACAAAACUUUAGCCCCACAAGAAAAAAAGACACCCCCUGAAGACAAAAAGCCACUCUCAGAAGAAAAAAAGCCACCUCUUGAAGAAAAAAAGCCAACCAUGAAAGACAAAAAGCCAGCUCCCGAAGACAAAAAAUUACCCCCAGGAACAAAAACAUCACCUCUUGAGGAGGAGCAGAAAUAUGACUUACUUAAAACUCGAGUACAGAUUGCUGAAGAAAAACCUGAAGGCCAAGUGGUGCCAGAGGCAGUGCAAGAAAAGAUACAACCACAGCCCAAGAUGGAAGAUUUACCAUCCAGCAAGCCUCCGAGUUUGCCAAAGGAAGAUGGUGGGAUGACAACUCAAAAGAUGAAACAACAGCCACAGGCAGCAAAGCCUGAUACGGUGGAACCUGGGAAGGAAAAAACAGAAAAGGAAGAUGACAAAUCAGACACUUCAAGUUCUCAGCAGCCGAAAAGCCCCCAAGGUCUGAGUGACACAGGAUAUUCUUCUGAUGGGAUAUCAAGUUCACUUGGGGAAAUUCCAAGUCUUAUUCCCAGUGAUGAAAAGGAUUUGCUCAAGGGACUCAAAAAGGACUCCUUUUCACAAGAAAGCAGCCCUUCCAGCCCCUCCGAUCUGGCGAAGUUAGAAAGCACCGUCCUAUCCAUUUUGGAAGCUCAGGCAAGUACACUUGUUGAAGAAAAGUCAGAAAAGAAAACACAGUCCCCCGAGGCUUCUCCUGAGCAGCCUAAAGACCAACAGAAAACUCCGAGUUUGGCUGAAACACUGGAAUCUGCAGUUUCAGAGGAGAAGCUCAAAGAGAGUCCGGAAGAAAAAGACACUUUUAAAAAAGAGAUCCAACAAGAUGUUCCUCCUGGAAGGGCCAUUGAAGAAAAGCCUGAAUUCGUGGAUGAGUUGGCCACAAGAAGACAACCUUAUGAUUCCAUUGAAGACAGUAGUGAAAGUGAAAACUCACCUGUUCCACAAAGAAAACGGAGAACUAGUGUCGGUUCAUCAAGCAGUGAUGAUUAUAAACAGGAAGAUAGUCAAGGAUCAGGUGAAGAGGAGGAUUUUAUUCGAAAGCAAAUCAUAGAAAUGAGUGCUGAUGAAGAUGCUUCGGGUUCUGAAGAUGAUGAGUUCAUUAGGAACCAGCUCAAAGAGCUCACUAGUAGUCUUGAGAGCCAGAAGAAGGAAGAAGCCAAAGGGAAGGGGAAGGGAGCAGCAGGGAAACACCGGCGACUGACUCGAAAAAGUAGUGCAGGCUUUGAUGAUGAUCCAGGGAGACGCCAUUCAUGGCAUGAUGAAGAUGAUGAGACUUUUGAUGAAAGUCCUGAGCUCAAAUACAGAGAAACUAAAAGUCAAGAGGGUGAAGAGCUUGUAGUUGCCGGAGGAGGAGGACUCCGCCGAUUCAAGACAAUUGAACUCAGUAGCACCAUAGCAGAUAAAUAUUCUGCAGAGUCAUCACAGAAAAAAACAGCCCUGUAUUUUGAUGAAGAGCCAGAAUUAGAAAUGGAAAGCCUGACAGACUCUCCAGAAGACAGGUCAAGGGGAGAAGGAUCUUCUAGUCUUCAUGCUUCCAGCUUUACUCCUGGCACAUCCCCUACUUCAGUUUCAUCACUUGAUGAGGACAGCGACAGUAGCCCGAGUCACAGAAAAGGGGAGACCAAACAGCAACGCAAAGCUCGGCACAGAUCACAUGGCCCUCUGUUACCCACAAUUGAAGAUUCUUCAGAGGAAGAAGAAUUGAGAGAGGAAGAAGAAUUAUUGAAGGAGCAAGAAAAGCAGCGGGAAUUAGAACAGCAACAAAGAAAGAGUUCUAGUAAGAAGUCAAAGAAAGACAAAGAUGAACUUCGGGCUCAGAGAAGGAGGGAAAGACCAAAGACGCCCCCUAGUAAUCUCUCUCCCAUCGAAGAUGCCUCUCCAACUGAAGAAUUACGUCAGGCUGCAGAAAUGGAGGAGCUACAUCGAUCUUCUUGUUCUGAGUAUUCACCUAGCAUAGAGUCAGACCCAGAAGGUUUUGAAAUAAGCCCAGAAAAAAUAAUAGAAGUGCAAAAAGUUUACAAAUUGCCCACAGCUGUGUCUUUAUACUCCCCGACAGAUGAACAGUCUAUUAUGCAGAAAGAAGGUGGCCAAAAGGCAUUAAAAAGUGCUGAAGAGAUGUAUGAAGAAAUGAUGCAUAAACCCCAGAAAUAUAAAGCUUUUCCAGCUGCAAAUGAACGAGAUGAACUGUUUGAAAAAGAGCCUUUGUAUGGUGGGAUGUUAAUAGAGGAUUAUAUUUAUGAAUCGUUAGUGGAGGACACGUACAAUGGUUCGGUGGAUGGUAGUCUCCUAAUAAGGCAAGAAGAAGAAAAUGGAUUUUUGCAGCAGAGAGGGAGAGAGCAAAAAAUAAGACUUCCAGAACAGAUUUAUGAAGAUCCUAUGCAGAAAAUCACAGACCUCCAGAAAGAGUUUUAUGAGUUAGAGAGCUUACAUUCUGUUUUGCCUCAAGAAGACAUUGUUUCAAGCUCUUUUAUCAUCCCAGAAAGUCAUGAGAUUGUGGAUUUGGGUAGUAUGGUAACUUCUACUAGUGAAGAAAAAAAAUUAUUAGAUGCUGAUGCUGCCUAUGAAGAACUCAUGAAAAGGCAACAGAUGCAGUUGACACCUGGCUCUAGUCCCACCCAGCCUCCCAUCAGGGAUGAUGUUGCAGAGUCCACUAUGGACUUUGACAGGGUGCCUGACGCAUCUUUGACCUCAAGUGUUCUCUCAGGAGCAUCUCUUACAGAUUCGACCAGCAGCACAACACUCUCCAUCCCAGAUGUUAAAAUAACCCAGCAUUUUUCAGCGGAAGAAAUUGAGGAUGAAUAUGUAACUGAUUAUGCAAGAGAAAUUCAAGAGAUAAUUGCUCAUGAAUCACUGAUUUUGACCUACUCUGAGCCUUCAGAAAGUGCUACAUCUGUCCCACCCUCUGACACACCCUCUCUCACAUCAUCUGUCUCUUCAGUUUGCACCACAGAUAGCUCGUCACCCGUCACUACCCUGGAUGGCAUUACCACAGUUUAUACUGAGCCAGUGGACAUUGGAACCAAGUUUGAAGACUCUGAGGAAAUUUCUUCAUCAACAUAUUUCCCAGGCAGCGUUAUAGACUAUCCAGAAGAAGUAAGUCUAUCUUUAGAUCGGACUGCCAUCCCUGACGGUAGAACUAGUGCUGAUCAUAUUGUGAUUUCCUUAUCUGAUGCGGAACCUUCUCUCAUAGAAUCUGUAGGAACUAAACCUGAGGGAUUAAUUGCUGACACUGGUUCCACUGACUUAUCCAUAUCUGAAAAAGACCUAGUGAGGAAAGCCAAGAAGGAAACAGGGAAUGGAGUUAUUUUGGAAGUUUUGGAAGCUUACAGAGAUACAAGGAAGGAGUCUGAGGCUGAACUAACAAAAAUUAGCUUAUCUGAAACUGUGUUUGAUCAGACACCUUCUUCUGUAAUAGUCCUUCCGAUGAAGGAGCACGUUUCAAUGACGUGCUUUUUAUCUGAAGAGGCUUUUGGUCAGGCAAAACCUGCCUCUCAGCUACUAUCUGGCACUCCUUCUGUUUCCUCUCUUCCAACUAAAAUGCGUCCGUUCCUUCGAAGUUCUUCUUUGGACACAUCAGCCCAACCUCCUCCCCCUCCCCCCCCCCCCCCACCUCCUCCUCCCCCGCCACCCCCUCCUCCUCCCCCACCUCUUCCUCCACCAACAUCACCUAAACCAUCUAUUCAUCCUAAAAAAAAGUUAACGGUUACAGCUCCUGAGACUGCAGCUACUAUAGCUACACCUCUAGUUGGUUCUGUUACUAUGGUAGAGACCACAGCUGUUCCAAGAAGUAAUGGGUCACCUGUAACAAAAAUAUGUACCACCUCACCUCCUCCUGUUCCUCCUAAACCAUCAUCAAUUCCAUCUGGACUUGUAUUCACACAUAGACCUGAACCAAGCAAACCUCCAGUUGCCCCAAAACCAGCAGUUCCUCAACCUCUAGUAACUACACAGAAACCAACAGAUAUACACCCUAAACCAACAGGUCUACCUUUAACUUCAAAUAUGACAUUAAAUUUAGUGACUUCAACCGAUUAUAAAUUGCCUUCCCCAACCUCCCCACUUUCCCCUCACUCAAACAAGUCUUCACCCAGGUUUUCCAAAUCCCUCAUGGAAACCUAUGUGGUUAUCACCUUGCCAUCUGAACCUGGGACUCCAACAGAUUCUUCAGCUAGUCAAGCUAUUACGAGUUGGCCUAUGGGAUCACCCCCCAAAGAUCUGAUUUCCAUUGAACCCGUAUUUUCUGUAGUUCCUCCUAUGACAGCUGCAGAAAUUUCAAGUUCUUCACAACAAAGCCUGUAUUUCUCAGGAGCUUUGGAGACAUUUUCUGCUCUCCCUGUCACAACCCUCUCUUCAUUUCAAGCAACCCCAACACAGUUUCUCACAACUGAAGUUUCCAAGGCUGAGGUUUCAGUGGCCAGAAGUACAGUCCCUAGCGUUGGUCUCAGCAGCGUCUCUAUAUCAAUUCCUUCAGAGCCACUUGCUCUGGAUCACCUGCAUUUAGAGAAACAUCAGCAUAAAGAAAAUGUUAAGUUGCAACUUGUUGGUGAUGCCAUUGAUUUGCGUACAGUCCCCAAAGUAGAAGUUCAAGUAACUGAAAAAUGUAUGGACCUUUCUGCUUCUGCCAUGGAUGUGAAAAGGCAAACCAUGACCAGUGAAAUUUAUGGGAGACAGAUUAGUGCUGUCCAACCGUCUAUUAUAAAUCUCAGUGCAGCCUCAUCAGGAGUGACUCCAAUAUCCCUGGUCACCGAGACAGUGACUGUUGUCACGUGCACAGCUAGUGCAAGUUACACCAUGGGCACAGAAAGCCUGGUGGCUAUAGACCAUGCACCAGCAGCACCACUCCAGCUUACUACAUCAAAGCAUGCUGAGCCCCCAUACAGGGGACCAAGUGGCCAGACCUUUCCUACAGUUAGGGAGGAAGCACCCAUAAAUUUAUCUUUAAGCACUUCAGCACACGCAAUCACAUCAGCCCUUACAAAACCCAUUACUGCACCUCCUGUUGGUGUCACAAAUGGAUGGACUGACAGCACCACAUUCCAAGGGAUCACUGAUGGGGAAGUAGUGGAUCUCAGUACCACAAAGUCUCAUAGAACUGUCGUAACAAUGGAUGAAUCUACUUCAAAUGUGGUGACCAAAGUAAUAGAAGAUGAUGAAAAACCUGUUGAUCUGACAGCAGGAAGAAGAGCUGUGUGCUGUGAUGUGGUUUAUAAGUUACCUUUUGGCAGGAGCUGCACUGCACAGCAGCCAGCAACAACUCUUCCAGAGGAUCGGUUUGGUUAUAGGGAUGAUCACUAUCAAUAUGAUCGAUCAGGGCCAUAUGGUUAUAGAGGGAUUGGGGGAAUGAAGCCUUCUAUGUCUGACACUAAUUUAGCAGAAGCUGGACAUUUUUUCUAUAAAAGUAAAAAUGCUUUUGAUUAUUCUGGAGGAACUGAUGCAGCCGUAGAUCUAACUUCAGGGAGAAUUACUACAGGUGAGGUAAUGGAUUAUUCAAGCAAGACUACAGGUCCAUAUCCAGAAACAAGACAAGUCAUUUCGGGAGUUGGGAUUAGUACCCCACAGUAUUCCACAGCAAGAAUGACUCCACCACCAGGAUCCCAGUAUGGUGUGGGGAGUGUUUUGAGGUCAUCUAAUGGUGUUGUCUAUUCUUCAGUAGCAACUCCAAUUCCCUCCACAUUUGCUAUCACCACACAACCUGGCUCCAUUUUCAGCACCACCAUGAGGGAUUUGCCUGGGGUGCACACAACUGACUCAAUAACUUCAUUGUCUUCCCUGCACCAGAGCCAGCCAAUGCCUAGAUCAUAUUUCCUAACAACAGGUGCAUCUGAAACAGACGUUGCAGUGACUGGUAUUGAUAUCAGUGCCAGUUUGCAAACCAUCACUAUGGAAACUCUUACAGCAGAGACAAUGGACUCAGUUCCCAGUUUAACCACAGCAUCUCAAGUAUUUUCUGAAGUAGUCGGAGAGGAGAGUGCACUUUUAAUUGUCCCUGAAGAAGAUAAACAACAACAGCAACUAGACUUGGAGCGUGAGCUCUUAGAACUGGAGAAAAUUAAGCAACAGCGUUUUGCUGAGGAAUUGGAGUGGGAACGGCAGGAAAUCCAGAGGUUCCGAGAACAGGAAAAGAUCAUGGUUCAAAAAAAGCUGGAAGAGCUGCAGUCCAUGAAGCAGCACCUUCUGUAUCAACAAGAAGAAGAGCGGCAGGCUCAGUUCAUGAUGAGGCAGGAGACAUUAGCUCAGCAACAGUUGCAGCUGGAACAGAUCCAACAGCUGCAGCAACAGCUUCACCAGCAGCUGGAGGAGCAAAAAAUCCGCCAGAUCUACCAGUAUAACUAUGACCCUUCUGGAACUGCCUCUCCACAAACCACUACAGAGCAGGCCAUUUUGGAAGGUCAAUAUGCAGCCCCAGAAGGCGGUCAGUUUUGGGCAACAGAAGAUACAACCACCACAGCCUCUGCCGUGGUGGCGAUUGAAAUACCCCAAAGCCAAGGAUGGUACACCGUUCAGUCCGACGGGGUUACUCAGUACAUUGCCCCUCCCGGCAUCCUGAGUACCGUAUCAGAAAUACCUCUGACGGACGUUGUUGUGAAAGAGGAGAAACCAUCCAAAAAGAGAAGUUCUGGAGCUAAAGUCCGUGGACAGUAUGAUGAAAUGGGGGAAAAUCUGGCAGAUGACCCCCGCUGCUUUAAAAAGAUAGUGGACAGUGGUGUCCAAACAGAUGAUGAAGACGCGGCGGAUCGGAGUUACGUGAGUAGGAGAAGGAGAACUAAAAAGAGCGUUGAUACAAGCGUGCAAACAGAUGACGAAGAUCAGGAUGAAUGGGAUAUGCCCACUAGAUCAAGGAGGAAAGCUCGUGUAGGGAAAUACGGUGACAGCACCACAGAGGCUGACAAGACCAAACCCCUUUCCAAAGUCUCCAGUAUAGCAGUUCAAACAGUGGCAGAGAUAUCUGUGCAAACCGAACCAGUCGGAACCAUCAGAACACCUUCAAUACGGGCUCGCGUGGAUGCCAAGGUAGAAAUAAUUAAACACAUUUCAGCUCCUGAAAAGACUUACAAAGGGGGCAGUUUAGGAUGUCAAACAGAAGCAGACUCAGACACACAAAGUCCUCAAUAUCUGAGCGCCACAUCUCCAUCCAAAGACAAGAAACGCCCAACACCUUUAGAGAUUGGUUACUCAACUCACCUCCGGGCAGAUUCCACAUUACAGCUGGCUCCUUCCCCACCCAAAUCUCCAAAAGUCCUUUAUUCACCCAUCUCACCACUUUCACCAGGCAAAGCCUUAGAAUCAGCCUUUGUACCUUAUGAGAAACCCCUCCCUGAUGAUAUAAGUCCACAGAAAGUACUGCAUCCAGAUAUGGCUAAAGUUCCCCCAGCAAGUCCUAAGGCAGCCAAGAUGAUGCAGCGGUCCAUGUCUGACCCCAAGCCUCUGAGUCCAACAGCAGACGAAAGUUCCAGGGCUCCUUUUCAGUAUACCGAGGGCUUCACGGCAAAAGGUUCUCAAACCAUGACACCUUCUGGCACUCAGAAAAAAGUGAAGAGAACUCUGCCAAACCCACCUCCUGAGGAGGCGUCCACAGGGACUCAGUCCACAUACAGCACAGUGGGCACGGUUUCCAGGAGAAGGAUCUGCAGAACCAACACGAUGGCACGAGCCAAGAUUCUCCAGGAUAUAGACAGAGAGCUUGACCUUGUGGAGAGGGAAUCUGCAAAGCUUAGAAAGAAACAGGCGGAACUUGAUGAGGAAGAAAAGGAGAUCGACGCCAAGUUACGGUACCUGGAAAUGGGGAUUAACAGGAGGAAAGAGGCAUUGUUAAAGGAGAGAGAAAAGAGAGAGAGAGCCUACCUCCAAGGGGUAGCUGAGGAUCGUGACUACAUGUCCGACAGUGAGGUCAGCAGUGCCAGACCAACCCGAAUAGAAAGUCAGCAUGGCAUAGAGCGACCACGAACUGCUCCCCAGACUGAGUUCAGCCAAUUUAUACCACCUCAAACCCAAACUGAGUCUCAGCUGGUGCCUCCCACCAGUCCAUAUACACAAUACCAGUAUUCUUCUCCUGCUCUUCCUACACAAGCACCUACUCCAUACACCCAGCAGUCCCAUUUCCAGCAACAGACUCUGUAUCAUCAGCAAGUUUCACCUUAUCAGACUCAGCCAACGUUCCAAGCCGUGGCCACGAUGUCCUUCACACCUCAAGCUCAGCCUACACCAACCCCACAGCCUUCUUACCAGUUACCAUCACAGAUGAUGGUGAUACAGCAAAAGCCACGGCAGACAACAUUAUAUUUGGAGCCCAAGAUAACUUCAAACUAUGAGGUGAUUCGCAACCAACCCCUGAUGAUAGCACCUGUUUCUACUGAUAAUACCUAUGCUGUUUCCCAUCUUGGUAGUAAGUACAACAGCUUAGACUUGAGAAUAGGAUUGGAGGAAAGAAGUAGCAUGGCAAGCAGUCCAAUAUCAAGCAUAUCUGCAGAUUCUUUCUAUGCAGAUAUUGACCACCAUACUUCACGAAAUUAUGUCUUAAUUGAUGACAUUGGGGAGAUUACCAAGGGAACAGGGGCAUUAAGCACUGCAUUUAGCCUUCAUGAGAAAGAUCUGUCAAAAACAGACCGCCUCCUUCGAACCACUGAGACACGAAGGUCUCAAGAAGUGACAGAUUUCCUAGCACCUUUGCAGACUUCCUCCAGAUUGCAUAGUUAUGUGAAAGCAGAAGAAGACCCCAUGGAGGAUCCUUAUGAGUUAAAGCUUCUAAAACAGCAGAUUAAACAAGAAUUCCGUAGAGGGGCAGAAAGCUUGGAUCACCUUGCUGGUCUUUCACAUUAUUACCAUGCUGAUACUGGCUAUAGACAUUUUCCCAAAUCUGAGAAGUAUAGCAUCAGUAGACUCACACUUGAAAAACAAGCAGCGAAACAACUGCCAGCAGCCAUACUUUAUCAAAAGCAGUCAAAGCAUAAGAAAUCACUCAUUGACCCUAAAAUGUCAAAAUUUUCACCUAUUCAAGAAAGUAGAGAUCUUGAACCUGAUUAUUCAAGCUAUAUGACUUCUAGCACUUCAUCCAUUGGUGGCAUUUCUUCCAGGGCAAGGCUUCUUCAAGAUGAUAUCACUUUUGGCCUCCGAAAAAAUAUUACAGACCAACAAAAAUUUAUGGGAUCUUCUCUUGGCACGGGACUGGGCACCUUAGGAAAUACCAUAAGGUCAGCUCUGCAGGAUGAAGCAGAUAAGCCAUACAGCAGUGGCAGCAGGUCCAGACCUUCCUCCAGACCUUCCUCGGUCUAUGGGCUUGAUUUAUCACUUAAAAGAGAUUCUUCCAGCUCUUCUCUAAGACUGAAAGCUCAAGAGGCUGAAGCUCUAGAUGUUUCCUUUAGUCAUGCAUCACCCUCUGGCAGAACUAAGCCUACUAGUUUGCCGAUUAGCCAGAGCAGAGGAAGAAUACCAAUUGUGGCCCAGAAUUCUGAGGAAGAAAGUCCACUCAGCCCUGUUGGCCAGCCAAUGGGAAUGGCCAGGGCUGCCGCUGGACCCCUGCCACCAAUAUCUGCAGACACCAGGGAUCAGUUUGGGUCAAGUCACUCAUUGCCUGAAGUUCAACAGCACAUGAGAGAAGAAUCACGGACUCGAGGGUAUGAUCGCGACAUAGCAUUCAUCAUGGAUGACUUCCAACAUGCCAUGUCAGACAGUGAAGCCUAUCACCUGCGUCGUGAAGAAACAGAUUGGUUUGACAAACCCAGGGAGUCUCGUUUGGAAAAUGGGCACGGUCUGGAUCGAAAACUGCCAGAAAGAUUGGUCCACUCUCGACCACUCAGUCAACAUCAAGAGCAAAUUAUACAGAUGAAUGGGAAAACUGUGCAGUACAUCUUUCCUCAUGCCAGGAUAAAAAUAACAAGAGACUCCAAGGAUCACACAGUUUCAGGUAAUGGAUUAGGAAUUAGAAUUGUGGGUGGUAAAGAAAUCCCUGGACACAGUGGAGAAAUUGGAGCCUAUAUCGCCAAGAUUCUACCUGGGGGAAGUGCCGAACAGACAGGGAAACUUGCAGAAGGCAUGCAAGUAUUGGAAUGGAAUGGAAUUCCUUUAACUUCUAAAACGUAUGAAGAAGUCCAGAGUAUCAUUAGUCAGCAAAAUGGGGAAGCAGAAAUAUGUGUAAGACUGGACCUCAAUAUGCUAUCAGAUUCUGAAAAUCCCCAGCACCUAGAACUUCAUGAACCACCGAAAGCUGUGGAUAAAGCAAAAUCCCCAGGGGUUGAUCCCAAGCAGUUGGCAGCAGAGCUUCAGAAGGUCUCACUGCAGCAAUCACCACUGGUUCUGUCGUCAGUCGUUGAAAAAGGAUCUCACGUUCAUUCAGGUCCUACAUCAGCAGGAUCCAGUUCUGUUCCCAGCCCUGGGCAGCCAGGCUCACCCUCAGUGAGCAAAAAGAAACACAGCAGCAGCAAGCCUACUGAUGCAACAAAGGUUGUCUCUCAUCCAAUUACGGGGGAAAUUCAGCUUCAAAUCAACUAUGAUCUGGGAAAUCUCAUAAUACAUAUUCUGCAAGCAAGAAACCUUGUCCCUCGAGACAACAAUGGCUAUUCAGAUCCCUUUGUUAAAGUGUACCUUCUUCCAGGGCGAGGUCAAGUGAUGGUUGUCCAGAAUGCAAGUGCCGAAUACAAGAGAAGGACUAAAUAUGUUCAGAAAAGUCUUAAUCCUGAGUGGAAUCAAACAGUAAUUUAUAAAAGUAUCUCCAUGGAACAGCUCAAGAAGAAAACACUGGAGGUGACAGUCUGGGAUUAUGAUAGAUUUUCUUCCAAUGACUUUCUUGGUGAGGUAUUGAUUGAUCUAUCUAGUACCUCUCACCUCGAUAACACUCCUAGGUGGUAUCCUCUCAAAGAACAGACUGAAAGCAUUGAUCAUGGCAAGUCCCAUUCCAGUCAAAGCAGCCAGCAGUCCCCAAAGCCAUCUGUCAUCAAAAGCAGAAGCCAUGGUAUCUUCCCUGACCCAUCCAAGGACAUGCAGGUUCCCACCAUUGAGAAAUCCCAUAGUAGUCCUGGAAGCUCGAAAUCCUCAUCCGAAGGCCAUCUCCGCUCUCACGGACCAUCUCGCAGUCAAAGCAAAACCAGCGUCACUCAGACCCACCUGGAAGAUGCGGGGGCUGCUAUAGCCGCUGCCGAAGCUGCUGUGCAACAACUCCGCCUUCAACCAACCAAGCCCACCAAUCACCGGCCUGCAGAAAGCUCCGUGUCCACUGGCUCCUCGGGCAGCAGCUUUGGCAGUGGGUAUAGCGUGGACAGUGAAGGAAGCAGCAGCACAGCAGGGGAGACUAAUGUAUUUCCCAUUCCACGAAUAGGAAAAAUGGGGCAGAAUGGGCAAGAGCCUAUAAAACAGCCAGGAGUAGGACUUGUAGACACGGAAGUUAAAACUCAGGUAAUGGGAGAAAUCAAGAUUGCAUUGAAGAAAGAAAUGAAGACAGAUGGUGAACAACUAAUAGUUGAAAUACUCCAAUGCAGAAAUAUCACCUAUAAAUUUAAAUCUCCUGACCACCUGCCAGAUUUAUAUGUGAAAAUAUAUGUGAUGAACAUCUCUACCCAAAAAAAGGUGAUCAAGAAAAAAACAAGAGUAUGUAGACAUGAUCGAGAGCCUUCAUUCAAUGAAACUUUCAGAUUCAGCCUAAGUCCUGCUGGACACUCUCUUCAGAUUUUACUUUUUUCCAAUGGAGGGAAGUUUAUGAAAAAGACCUUGAUUGGCGAAGCCUGUAUCUGGCUUGACAAAGUGGAUCUCAGAAAAAGAAUAGUCAACUGGCACAAACUUUUGGUCAGUCCUACUCAAACCCAUUGAAGAAAUGUAUCUACUCAGGGUAUAGAAAGUGCUUUAAAUAAUCUGAAAUCAAGACUGUACUUGGAUACUGUUGUUCUAAGCUAUGUUUUCAUGGGUAACCAUGAGAGGAGGAAAAAAAGGCAAAAACAAUACUCAAAGCCUUGUAAAUGUAUUGUUGUGGAACACAGAACAAUUCAAAUGAAAAAGUUCAUAUAUUGUAGGCAAAAUGAAAAAGGAGUUCUGAAACCUUGGAUUUCUUGUGGCUGUUAAGAAAAACAGACAGAGAAAUCGUGAUUACCUAAUGCAAACAUUUUUGGGUAGAGUUGAGCUAUAGCCAACCAAAGGCCGAGGUUCAAAGAUUAAUAUGGUUUCUCGUGCAGACAAAAGUAAUCCUUUAUGCAAAAAUUCUUGGCGGAAAGGAAAGAACUGAUGUAACAGGUCUGUUUUCCAAAGUACAAAAGUGUCUCUUCAUCUUAUCUUCUCAGACAACUAACUUUUUUGAGAUUCUGAUAUAGGAUCCAAUUACAAUACGUUGCUAAGGCUAGAAGUAAGGAGGUUGUGUUUAUAGGGAAAAGGGAACCAGAGAUGCAGAAAUUAUAGCAUUUAGACCCUAUUGUACAGGUUUUCUCUAUGUCUAAAUGUUCUAAGGGUGAACAACACCAAUUUUGGAAUUCAUGUUGUAAAAGCACAUUUGUAUAAUUCGAAAUAAUGUAUAGUGAAGAUAAUACAAAGUAGAAGUGGAAUUACAUUUCUCUAGAAAUCAAGCCAUGACUGGCUAAUAAAAAAAGAUUAUUGCCCCACAAAAUAUUGGAAUCUUGGUUGAAAACCUCAAAAUCUCCAUAAUUUACCCUUAAGCCAAGACAUUUUCAAUCUACA